AUGUCUCGGUGGUGUCUGACUCCUCUUUGCAUCCUCAUCCUCAUCUGUAUGGUGUCUACAGUCUCCUCCUCCCCUCUUGGCCGCAGGGGAGCGCUGUCCUUCUCCAAUUCUCUGCGCCUCACUCGCGCUAUUCGCGCACGUGUCCAACAAGUGCUGUCUCGCUACAAACAGCAGCUGUUUGGUGACGAGCUGUUUGAAUACAGAGAGCUGAUGUUGAGCACACUUCCAGCGGUCACUGUGACUUAUCAGACCUGGCUACACAUGCAGGACAAUGAGCGUUUGCAUUUGGCCUCUCACAACCUCCAAACCUUCUGGACUCACCUGGAAGGUCAACGGCUGCAGCUGGAGAGAGAGAGGGAUGCGACGAAAGAAAGAAGAGAGCAGAGAAGAGGCAAACGAGGAAAGCCUCAGCCCAACUUGUGCCAAAGUUUUGUUAGUCUGCAAAUAGAUCUGCGGGACUUAAUGAAACAAGUCAACUCUCAGUUAAACAGUCUGAGGGUCACUGCAUCCACAAGGUCCCCACUUCUCCAUACCCUACACUCAACUUCAUCUUCCAAUCCGAUUCCCAGCAUGCAUCAUUCCACAGAGAGCACCACUGUACUCCAGACCCCAACUCAGAUGAAUAAUCCUCACAGUUCCACACACUCCUCUACUUCAACAAUGGAGGAGACCUCUGUCAGCCUCCAACAACCCACCCAGGCAUCAGCAGCCUCUAUUUUCACGGGAAGCCAGCUAUCUGUGGAUACCCAGCAGACAACAACAGCAGAGACGUCCCGUUGGAUUCAGCAUCUGAGAGGGUAUGUGAUACUGAGAGAUCUGGAACGGUACUUGAGCAGAUUGUCACGAGAUUAUGCUGUGCUCCAAGCUAAACACUGACAAACAUGCAUAAGCAAAUCAACAAA
Messenger RNA from Sinocyclocheilus grahami, 902 nucleotides. RefSeq lists its product as uncharacterized. Gene Ontology annotation, cellular component: extracellular region. NCBI's taxonomy places the organism in Eukaryota, Metazoa, Chordata, Actinopteri, Cypriniformes, Cyprinidae. Gene Ontology annotation, molecular function: cytokine activity. Gene Ontology annotation, biological process: positive regulation of tyrosine phosphorylation of STAT protein; cell surface receptor signaling pathway. The record is from RefSeq and is a predicted model, not a curated record. The transcript is spliced from 4 exons. Bases 1 to 876 code for a protein of 291 amino acids.